Messenger RNA from Phyllopteryx taeniolatus (common seadragon), 4617 nucleotides. It is a transcript of the gene znf106b, whose product is annotated as zinc finger protein 106b. Gene Ontology annotation, cellular component: membrane; cytosol. The record is from RefSeq and is a predicted model, not a curated record. Bases 283 to 4203 code for a protein of 1306 amino acids. The transcript has 21 exons. Gene Ontology annotation, molecular function: RNA binding; SH3 domain binding. Lineage: Eukaryota; Metazoa; Chordata; Actinopteri; Syngnathiformes; Syngnathidae.
AACGACGUGGGAAUCCUAAUAACGCGUCCUUGUUACCAAUAAAUCAAAACGUUAGAUUUUUUUCAGAAUUUCAAAUAUACUUUUUGAAUUUCUUUUGACGUCUAUUUAUUUAAAUGCCUUAUUAAAAAAAAACGCUGAAUAAAGUCUUAUUCGAGGGUGGGGCAAUAUUGACGUCAACAAACAUGGCGGCGCUACAGUGAUUCUGGUUUAUCACCAUGUGAACCUUUGUGUAACAUUUCUAUCUUCUGUCGACAGCUUUGAUUAUCGAUCAAAUAUUCCGAUAUGGCAAAUGUUGUAGUUCCUUAUACCAUGGGCAACCCGUUCCUGCCAAAGAAAAACAAAAAGAAGAAGAAAAGUAAUUACUGCAUCUUGUGCCGAGAGAUGCUUGUGAAACAUGAAAUACAUGAGCACAUGCAUAGUAUGGCGCACCACAGAGAGCUUGAAUUAUUGCUGGGCAAUGUUUCAUGUCACGAUUGCCAGGCAUGUCAGGUGUCCUCCAUGGGUCUUGAUCAGUACGCCCAGCACAUUGCGGCCGCUCAACAUCAAGCCAAUUUAAGGAGUCUGAAGUGUACAAACGUAAAACCCAUUUCACUUCACAAGACUCUCAACCUGGAAACGAUCAAGGGUAUCCUCAAGAGAAACAAGAUGCUCAAGAAAGAGAGGAAAAAAGUGUCAAAGAAGGAAAAAAAGCAACGGAAGAAACUGGCGGGCCAGAACCAUUCUGGAUAUACGCAGAGAGCCAGUGGACGGCAUCAGGUGAUGCAUCAAGGAUCUGGUGUAAAUGCAUUCAAACAACAGCUGCUGGGGCCUCGGCAGAAAGGCAACCACACUGCUGUCUUCCAAAACAAGGAUAAAAAACAGCUUGUGAACCAGAACUUUGCUGCCAAAAGCAACGGCUCCCAACACAGCAGCAGCCAGACGUGUGGCACAUCGCAGCUGUUGCAGUGGCCCGGGAUGGAGAAUUUUAGCAACUACAAUAGGUCGUACCAGUGUGGGGAGACGGCCGACUUCACCAGCGAUCAGCUCUCAAAUAAAGGAAGCGUCAUCUUCAACCAGGAUGAGCUGCGUACAUUGUCCGAACCGCAACAAAGCGCGACUGCUUCUAACCCUCAGCCUAAGCCUGUUCUCAUCCAAGAAAUGGAUGUCACCACCAUGCUUAAGGAAAUUAGACGGGCGCUGGGUGUGCGAGAGCCGUGUAGGGCGGAUCGGGAAGCACGAAAGCAAAGCGCUGAGGCGGGAGCACUGGUGUCUGAGCCUUGCUCCUCACAGGAGGCCCUGGACAAGGUUGCUGCAGCUCACACCGCCGCCGCUCCCGCCAAAACAUCCACCUUGACGACGCAGGGCAACACCACCGUCCCGGCUGGUGUCAAAACUGGCAAAACCACCCCACUGAAGAGCGUAACAGUUAAACCUAACACUCCCGGAUCCUCAGCCAGCAGCAAAACAAGUCAGCCGCUCGGCUCCAAAACGAAAGUUCGGAUCGCGCACAAAGCAGCGGCCGUUCAAAAGCCAAGAGAGGGCGGUCUGAGGAAGGUGACCCAAACAACUUCCGCUCUAUCCGGGGCCGCGUUUCAGCAACGCUGGAGGCGAAUGUACAAUGAGAUGAAGAAGAGCAAGCAAAUGAGGAAAGAAGGGACACCCAGAUUUGGAAUUCAGUUGGCGAAAACUCUGCCUAACAAAACUGCGUUUGAGCUGAGUGUGGACGAAGACCUGAUGCUCUCAGAAGGCUUCCACUGGGAGUCGCUCUCCAACGCACACAGGCCGCUGACUCAUUCUCUUCCUGCUCCUCCUCCAUCUUGUCUGCCUUCUGCGCCUCUUCCUCCUACCCACGAAACGACACUGAGUGCGUCUCGCUUUGAGACCCAGUCAAGCACACAAGCACCCGUUGAGCGUCUGACGGUGGCGGCAAUCUCAGCGAAGGUGGAACAUGAGAAUGCAAAAAGUGGCGCCAACAAAAGGAAACACCAACAACUACAAGGAUAUGGUGUUCCCGAUAAGGAGGCAGUUGUAAAAAGGAGGAAACCAAAAAAGUCAAAAAAGGACCAAGACCAUAUGGACAAGCUUUUGGCGGUGUCCCUCAGGGAAGAGGCGCUGAGUCACUCGCUGCAGGAUGUGGACAAGUCUCUGGUCCAUGCCCGUAAUGCCUUACAAGUGGCCUACGUGGAAGUACAAAGACUCAUGUUGUUAAGGCAACAGUACACUGCAGAGGUGGACAGUCUGAGAGCAAAGCGCAUUGAGAUACUACAGGGCAUGCAAGAAGUGUAUUCCGGUAGCUCUAAUGUGGGGCAGGUGGCCACUACCUCAGCAAGAGCAUCUCCAGAUGUCAUUCAUCCCAGUUCAUCCUCCGUGUCCUCUCCCAACGUCUUUGUCCCUCCCACCAACAUCCACCAAACCUCCGCCUCGGCGCCUUCCAUCGACCGGCCUAACCAGGCCUUCCUCGCUACACCCAGGAUACCGUUUAAACAAGAAACCGUGAUCCCGACCGCCUCUGGAGAGCCGAGUCCACAAGCUCAAACCUCCAAUGCCGAGGCAACACGCCCUAUGCCUCUCCCCUCGCUGCCCACUGUGGCUUCUCCUGUUGUAGCUCUGAGCCAGCAAACCAGGCCAGAGGCUUCAAAUCCAUCCAAGUCUUUCUGUACGCAGCAGGAGCAAGUAAAGAGUGUCUGGAUGACAGAGCGAACCAAAAGCUUUUCAAACAAGGAGGUUGUCAUAAUUGAUGCCAAGGAUGAGAGUAAAGAACAUCAAUCUGCAGAACCGGUAAAAGGAAAUGAUACAAAGCCUCUCUCUAAAGGAGAUAAAAAUGAAUCUGCUGCAACAGUGAUUGAUGACAAAGGCGAUGAGAGCGAUGACUUGGUGGAGGUGACGGAGCCCAAAAUGGUGGUCAUCGACAUUGCUGAAUCCGAGAAUGAGGAUUCACCUGAUCUGUCUUCAAAGGUGCCAGGUCCAAAAGCGGUGCCUCCUGAAUGUGGUAGGGUGGAGUGCAUCUCUUCAGGCACUCAGACAAGUCAGCAAAACCCUUUUAAGAUCCCAAGGCCUGGUGUGUCUGAAAGUGAACCCACUCCUCCACCAGAUGCUGUUGAGGUGACUUUGGAGGAAGAGGAGAAUGAGGAGGAGUUAGCCUUGGGAGCCUUCUCGAAUCACACGGGCGCCGUUCACGCUCUGGAAGUCCAUGAGGGCUUCUUGUACACAGGCUCAGCAGACAACACAGCGCGGGCCUAUAAUCUGGCGAACCGGGAAUGCCAAGUCGUGUUUGAGGGCCACACAAACAAAAUCAACAGCCUGCUGGUCUUCUCCCUUCCCAACAUGCCAGCCAGACUUUACACUGGCUCCAGUGACCAGACUGUUCGCAUCUACAGCAUAAAGUCUAAGAAGUGUCUGGAGACCAUCUCGCUCACAGACAGAGUGCUGUGUUUGCACAUUGCCUGGAACACACUGUUUAUUGGCCUCGCCAGUGGAUCAGUGGCCACUUUUGAUUUAAAGACUUUAAAACCGCUGGAUGUGUUCGAGUGCCACGGCCCCCGAGGCGUGAGCUGCCUGGGCACGGCGCAGGAGGGCGCCCGACGGGUGCUGCUGGUCGGCUCUUAUGACAGCACCAUCAGUGUGCGAGAUGCCAAGAGCGGUUUGCUGCUACGCUCGCUGGAAGGCCACACCAAGACUGUUCUCUGUAUGAAGGUGGUGAAUGACUUGGUGUUCAGCGGCUCCAGCGACACAUCUGUUCAUGCGCACAAUAUCCACACGGGUGAGUUGCUGCGGAUCUACAAGGGUCACGCUCAUGCGGUCACAGCAAUCGUCAUCUUGGGGAAAGUGAUGAUCACCGCCUGUCUGGACAAGCUGAUUCGAGUUUACGAGCUCCAGUCCCACGACCGCUUGCAGGUGUACGGUGGUCACAGUGACAUGGUGAUGUGCAUGGCUGUCCACAAGAGCGUGAUCUACACGGGUUGUUAUGAUGGAAGCGUUCGAGCUGUGAAACUCAACCUGAUGAAGAACUACCGCUGCUGGUGGCAAAAUUGCUCUCUGAUAUUCGGCAUGGCGGAGCACCUCGUCCAGCACCUCGUCGCAGACCACAGCAAUCCCAGUCUGGAGGCGGUCGUGUGUCGCUGGAGAGGAUGCAGCGCUUUUUUCUCCACACAGCAGGCAGUCAAGCAGGAGCUUCCUGAGCAUAUGCAGAGUCACGUGGACGUGGACAGUAAGGUGGAGUCAUGAGGGAAGGUCUGCUGAUUUAGUUUUUUUUUCCCCCCAUCUCUCCUCUCUUUUCUCAUUUCGUGUUUCCAUACUUUCACGUAUCAUUCAGACUCCCAAUGAGAACGCACAUCUUGAAAUGUCUGUUGCGUUCAUAUCAUUUGUGUGGACAAGUCUGUAGGGUUAAUUCCCCCCCCUAAUUAAAUCAUGGCAAUUACCUGAAGAUUUUUUUUAAUUUGUUCUUAUAUGUAAUUGUGUAUUGUUCUGAGUGUGAGUGUGGAAUAAACAUGUACAGAGCAGCGACAGCUCAUUUCUAGAAAUAAAACAGGACAAAAAUCUUCCCAUAGAAAUAAAUAUGCAUUAACCAGAACAUAUGAAUUGAAAAUUGUACUAAGAAUUCUGAUUGGUCUAUAAAGAAAAAUUAAAUGUUAAAAGUAU